GCAGUUUUCCCAUUAGCUAUUGGCGUUCUCUUAACACUUUGGAAUAUUCAAACUACAAACACGGGUUGAGAUUAGACAACAACCCACGAAAACUCCGAUAAUAAUUCAAAACCAAAAAGGAAAAAAAUAAAGAAAAAAGUCAUCGGUUCAGACGGCUCCUAAUACAUCCAUCCCGGCCAUGGGAACGGCGAUAACGGCCAAUCUGACGGCCAUUGCGCUCUUGAUCGCCUCCGCAGCGGCGUACACCAACCACACGGUCGGCGGCGAUGCCGGGUGGUUCUUCGAAUCUGCCACCAAUACUUCCGCCACUGAUUACUCCUCUUGGGCUGCCAAUCAAACUUUCAGUCUCGGCGACUAUCUCAUUUUCAAGACCAACUCGAACCAGACGGUGAUCCAGACCUAUAACAAGACGACCUACCAAAACUGCGACUUCGAUAACGCGUCGGACAACGACACGUUCCAGUACGGCGGCGGCGGCGAGAAGUUCGGCGAGGCGUUGACAACCGUCGUGGCGUUGACCAUCGAAGGAGCCAACUACUUCUUCUCCAGCGGCGGCGAAGACGGCGUCCAGUGCCAGCACGGCAUGGCCUUCGAUAUCAAGGUAGCGCACGGCGCUGGCUUGCCGCCGAGCCUCAACCAACCACCGCCGCCGCCGUACAUCGAGCCGCCUGGUCCAGAUUCGGCUCAAUCGCCACCGGGAACGGUUGUCAUAGCUCAGCCGCCGGGGAGCGGCGGCUUCGGAAUCGGCACUGACGUGCGCGGUGGGCUCUGUGCGCUUCUUCUUCUGCUGCUAUUCUGAGCCGUGAUAAUGAUAUAAUUUUAUUUCAGUUAUUCCAUUUUUCGGUGUGUUUGGGUGUUAAAGCGGAAUGGACCUAUCUCUGGAUCAGGGUGUCCACGAAGGAAACAUGAACUUCUUUUUGUCACGGAUUAGAAUGUCCUGAGGGGAUAAAUACAUUUUUGUCGUCGUUUACACUCCACAGUUUACACUAUUUCUUCCCCUUCCCUCAUGAAACACUCCUUAUUUUUAUUUUUUAAAAACAAUUAGAAGGAAUAAUUUUGAUUCGAUGAACGAGAAUUUUGUUAUAGGAUUUGA
Morus notabilis is the source of this 1093-nucleotide messenger RNA. Its product is annotated as uclacyanin-2. Bases 179 to 799 code for a protein of 206 amino acids. Gene Ontology annotation, molecular function: electron transfer activity. Gene Ontology annotation, cellular component: plasma membrane. The record is from RefSeq and is a predicted model, not a curated record. NCBI's taxonomy places the organism in Eukaryota, Viridiplantae, Streptophyta, Magnoliopsida, Rosales, Moraceae. The transcript has 2 exons.